Mucor mucedo is the source of this 384-nucleotide messenger RNA. RefSeq lists its product as uncharacterized. The record is from RefSeq and is a predicted model, not a curated record. The transcript has a single exon. NCBI's taxonomy places the organism in Eukaryota, Fungi, Mucoromycota, Mucoromycetes, Mucorales, Mucoraceae. Bases 1 to 384 code for a protein of 127 amino acids.
AUGAAUUCCUUUCCAUCACCACCUUCUUCACCUCACCUGAGUAGUUUUUCAUUCAAUCAUCAGACACAAGACCAAGUAAUGUGUGGAGAUUGUAACAAAAGCCUUGGUUCAGAUUGGUUUUGUUCAGACUGUCAUAAAAAAUGCAAUAGCUGUAAUCGAUUUCUUGGACAAGAUGAAUACUGUACUCGAUGUUGGUCAUUUGAUCCUGUGAAUCAAGAAUUUUCUCGUAAAUUGAACAAAUAUCAUUCGUCCUUUAUAUCCUAUUGUCCAACACAAACAACCGCUAGUAACCAUAACAGUUUCUCCGGUCUACCUUCACCCUCCAAUUCCACUGGUUCAACAUGUUCAGAACCAAAAUUACUAACUAGGCCAUUUUCUUAUUAA